AUGGCCCUGCAGCAGCGGGGCGUCGUUGCGAAGGGCGAGCUGCUGCUGCUGCUGCUGCUGCAGCUGUUGCUGCUGCUGCAGCUGCUGCUGCCAUUCGGGGUAUCUCGAGCUGCUGCGUUCAGUCUUCCUGCUGCAGGCCCUUCCUCUCAGUCGCCGCUGUCUUCGCCAGCAGCAGCAGCGGGAGCAGCGACAGGCAGAACCGCAGCAACAGAAGCUGCAGCAGCAACGCGAGCAGCAGCAGCAGCAGCAGCAGCAAAACGGCACACCGCACAGCUGCAUGCACACUUCCGUGAGAAGAAGCUGAUCCCCUGUAACUCUGCACAGACUUCUACUGUUGUUGUUGCUGCUGCUGCUGCCUCUAUCCCUUCUGCUGCUGCUGAAGACACAGCAGCAGCACCAAGUGCUGGAUCAUGUCCAGCAGCAGCAGCAGCAGCAGCACCUGCUGCUGCUGCUCUUGACGCAUGGCCUCAGCGGCAGACCUUUCCAUCCCCUUUGGCUACUCGAGGCACAUGCAGCAGCAGCAAUAGCAGCAGCAGCAGCAACAGCAGCAGCAGCAACAGCAGCAGCAGCAGCAACAGCAGCAGCAGCAGCAACAGCAGCAGCAGCAGCAGGAGGCGUCACUUGGUAGUAAUAGAUUGGAGCGACCGAGUGGUGCCGUAUGAUAUAGCUUGGGAAGUGCAGCAUUUGCUGCUGCAGCUGCAGCUGCUGCAGCUAGACGGCCACCUACAACCCCACACCCCUCAGCAGCAGCAGCAGCAGCAGCAGCAGCUACCUGGAGUGGCUCCUCGUCAGGUGUAUGGAGAGACAGCCUGCGACUUCGUUUUAUUAAUGCAGCACUCUGCUGUAUAUACACUCGGGCAAGCCUCAAAAGAUUGCUUCUUGCAGCAGCAACUUAGAGACAAGGAGCAGCUGCUGCAGCUACCGCAGCAGCUGCAGCAGCUGCUGCGCACCCCACAAGGCAUUCAGAUAGCAGCAAAGCAGCUCGAUGCUGCUGUAGCCACCCGCUCUGCUGUAGAAACAGAAGCAGCCAAAAAAGCAGCAGCAGCAGCAGCAGCAGCAACAACAACAACAAAAACUACAUCAGCAGCAGCAGCAUCAGCAGCAUCAGCAGCAGCAGCAGCAGCAGCAGCAGCAGCAGCAGCAAAAGUAUAUAGAGUAGAAAGAGGAGGCGAAGUUUCUUGGCAUGGGCCGGGGCAGCUGCUGCUCUACCCUAUCUUUGACCUGCGGAGACACCGCAGCGAUAUUCGCUGCUUCGUCAGCAGCUUAGAACAAGUUGCUGCAGAUACACUUACUCAGCUCUGGAAUCAGCAGCAGCAGCUGGUGCUGCUGCAGCAGCAGCAGCAGCAAGAGCAGCAGCAGCAGCAGCAGCAAGAGCAGCAGCAGCAGCAGCAGCAAGAGCUGCAGCAGCAGCAGCAAGAGCAGCAGCAGCAGCAGCAAGAGCUGCAGCAGCAGCACAAACAGCAACAGCAGCAGCAAGAGCAUCAACAGGAGCAGCAGCAGGAGCAGCACAAGGAUGAGCAGGCGCAGCAAGAGCAGCAUGAGGAGGAAGAUAGCGGAGAGCUUUUAUCAGAUAGUUUGCUGCAGCUGCGUAGACACCUGAAGAUGCCAGGUGUAUGGGCAGGUGCGGAGAAGAUUGCUGCUGUCGGUUUGCGGCUUAGAAGGUGGAUUUCUUUUCACGGUUUGUCUGUUAAUAUAAAUAACUCUUUUAAAUACUUUUGCUUUAUUGUUGCAUGCGGGCUUCAGCAUAAAACCACAACAAAUGCUCUCAGGUGGAUGCAGCAACUCCUGCUGCAGCAGCAGCAGCAAAAACAGCAGCAAGAGCAGCAGCAGAAGCAGCAGGAAUGCCGGCAGCAGCAGCAGGAACAGCAGCAGCAACAGCAGCAACAGCGGGAACAGCAACAACAACAACAGCAGCUGCAGCAGCUGCUGCUGCUGCAGCAGCAGUUGGAGGGGGAUCCUGCUUCACCUUUAAUUGCUGCUGCAGCUCGAGGCAUUGUUCGCUCUCUUACAAAUAUCUUCGGCUUCUCUUCUGUUACAACCACCAAGCGACUAACAGACGCAAUACAGCUAGCUACAGCUAGCAGGAGCUAG
Eimeria acervulina is the source of this 2091-nucleotide messenger RNA. Its product is annotated as biotin/lipoate A/B protein ligase domain-containing protein, putative. The coding region runs from base 1 to 2091 and encodes 696 amino acids. Gene Ontology annotation, cellular component: mitochondrion. Lineage: Eukaryota; Apicomplexa; Conoidasida; Eucoccidiorida; Eimeriidae. The record is from RefSeq and is a predicted model, not a curated record. The transcript has a single exon. Gene Ontology annotation, biological process: protein lipoylation.